AUGGACUACGACGUAAUCGCCAAUCAGCCUGUGGUGAUUGAUAAUGGAUCCGGAGUCAUCAAAGCCGGAUUUGCUGGAGAACAACAGCCGAAGGUUCGAUUUGCCAACUUUGUCGGACGACCAAAAUACCACAGAGUGAUGGCUGGGGGGCUUGAAGGCGACAUCUUCAUAGGUCCAAAAGCUGAGUCCAACCGUGGAUUGUUUUCCAUCGAGUAUCCGAUGGAACACGGAAUCGUGAACAACUGGAGCGACAUGGAGAAGAUUUGGGAAUACAUUUUUGGUCCAGAACAGUUGCAGAUUUUCCCUGAAGAACAUCCAGUUCUGCUGACUGAUGCCCCACUGAAUCCACUGAAAAAUCGUGAAAAGUCAGCCGAAAUCUUCUUCGAAACAUUCAAUGUUCCUGCACUGUAUAUUCAAAUGCAAGCAGUUCUUUCGCUUUAUGCCACUGGAAGAACGACAGGAGUUGUUUUGGACUCUGGAGAUGGAGUCACACAUGCUGUCCCAAUCGUUAAGGGUUUUGCGAUGAAGCAUGCCAUUCAACGAAUGGACUUGGCUGGUCGUGAUGUAACGGAAUAUCUCCGUGUUCUUCUUCGCCGUGAAGGCUACGAAUUCCACCGUAGUAACGAAUUUGAAAUUGUCAGAGAAAUCAAAGAAAAUUCAUGUUACUUGGCAUCCGAUCCGACUAAAGUUGAAAGUAAUGCUGUGAAGCAAGUGUAUUCUCUUCCAGACACAACUAAAAUCGAGCUCUCAAACUCGCGUUUCCGUGCUCCAGAAGUGCUUUUCAAGCCUGAUUUGAUUGGAACUGAAUGGCCUGGAAUGGCGCACCUUGUCAAUCAAUCCAUUAUGAAAUGCGACAUUGAUCUCCGGCAAACGCUUUAUAGUAACAUAGUUUUGAGUGGAGGAACAACAUUGUUCAAGGGAUUCGGAGAUCGCUUGUUAGGGGAAGUCCGUAAAAUUGCUCCUUCCGAUGGCAAGAUCAGAAUUUCGGCAUCACAAGAACGCCUGUCUCUCACAUGGAUCGGGGGAUCAAUCGUUGCAAGUCUUGACACUUUCCGAAAAAUGUGGCUCGGAAAGAAAGAAUAUGACGAUGUUGGAGCAUCAGCCAUGCACAAGAGAGCAGAAACCCGCCGAUCCGCAGCUGACGAUGAUCUGGAUAUGGCAGCUGCGGAGCUUAUUUUCAGAGAGAAAAACGUCUUGAAAACAGGAUCAGAUCGUAUAGAGGGACCACCCAGAAAGCUUCCAUUCGGAACGGAACACGCAUCAGAAAUUGAGAAAACAAAAGAACAUAUCGGUGCUCCAUCAGCUGAACCAACGUUUUCAGAACUUCAAAAAACACAUUUAGAAGAUAUCGAAAAAGAAGAAGGAACAUUGAAGAGUAGUAUGGUUGGAGAAGGACCUGAGAAACUAGAAGAGAGCGAAGGAUUCCUACAAAAAGAGGCUCCCAGAGCUCAUUCUUUAGAGAAAAAUGUGUUCUCAGGAGGAGUAAAUGAUGGAGAAACGUCAUCAGUCUCCUCUGGUUUCGCAAGUUGGCAAAAACCCCUGCAAUCACAUGGCCGUUUAAUUGCGUUCGACUUCAAUGUGAAUCCAGAAUAUCCUCAAUUUGCUCCAAGAGCACGUGGAUUGGUUGGAAUUCCAGAUGGAUGGAAUCUCGAUAAACAAAUAGACGAGGAGUUCAGAUCAGGAUUCCGAAAAGUUGAUUUCAGACGUCGUUUCUUCAACUGA
Messenger RNA from Caenorhabditis remanei, 1722 nucleotides. RefSeq lists its product as uncharacterized. The record is from RefSeq and is a predicted model, not a curated record. The coding region runs from base 1 to 1722 and encodes 573 amino acids. The transcript has 9 exons. NCBI's taxonomy places the organism in Eukaryota, Metazoa, Nematoda, Chromadorea, Rhabditida, Rhabditidae.